UUCUGGAUCCGGAGAAUCACUCUGAAGGGAAAUGAUCACUAACUGGAUCUACAGCCGCCUGUUUGACUGGAAACACACCUGAGAUCAGGUGAGAGUUUCACACAACUGAAAGUGAAAGUCUGAGCGUUCUCACUGGACGGAACAGCAGGGGCAGGAAAUGGCUUCUAGAUCUUUCUCAGAGGAGGAUCUCUCCUGUCCUGUGUGCUGUGAGAUCUUCAAGGAUCCUGUUGUUCUGCUCUGCAGCCACAGUGUGUGUAAAGUCUGUCUGCAGAAGUUCUGGGAAACCAAAGGAUCCAGAGAAUGUCCAGUUUGUAGGAGGAGAUCUUCAAUGGACCCUCCUAGAAACCUGGCUUUAAAGAACCUGUGUGAGAGUUUCUCACAGGAGAGAAGUCAGAGAAGUUCAGCAGAGUCUGGAAACAUCUGCAGUGACCACACUGAGAAACUCAAACUCUUCUGUCUGGACGAUCUACAGCCGGUGUGUUUGGUGUGUCGGGACUCUAAAAUACACACCAACCACAAAUUUCUCCCCCUUCAGGAAGCAGCACUCGACUACAAGGAGGAGCUCAAAACUGCACUGAAGCCCCUGAAGGAGAAGCUGGACGUCUUUAAAAGGUUUAAGCUGGAUUUGGAUCGGACUGCAGAUCAUAUAAAGACUCAGGCCCGACGCACAGAGACGCAGAUUAAGGAGGAGUUUGAGGAGCUUCACCAGUUUCUACGAGAUGAAGAGGCAGCCAGGAUAUCAGCACUGAGGGAGGAAGAGGAGCAGAAGAGUCAGACGAUGAAGGAGAGGAUUGAGAAGAUGAGCAGAGAGAUAUCAGCCCUUUCAGACACUAUCAGAGCCGUAGAAGAGGAGAUGGCAGCUGAAGAUGUUCCAUUCUUACAGAACUACAAGGCCACAGUGAAAAGAGCUCAGCUCACACUGCAGGAUCCAGAGAGCCUUUCAGGAGCGCUGCUCCAUGUGGCCAAACAUCUGGCCAACCUGAAGUUCACCGUCUGGGAGACGAUGCAGCAGAUCGUUCACUUCACUCCUGUAACUCUGGACCCCAACACUGCUCAUCCUAAACUCAUCCUGUCUGAUGAUCUGACCAGUCUGAGAGUCACCAAAGAGAAACAGCAGCUUCCUGAUAAUCCAGAGAGAUUUGAUAAAUCUUAUUGUGUUCUGGGCUCUGAGGGCUUCAACUCAGGAACUCACUGCUGGGAUGUUGAAGUUGGAGACAGUGAACACUGGAUACUGGGUGUGAUGACAGAGUCGGCUCAGAGGAAGAAACUUAUAUCCUCCAGGAGAGGAGUUUGGAGUGUGUGGUAUUUGCGUGGUAAAUAUAGAGUCUGUUUUUCACCACAGCCAGACACUCUCCUCUCAGUAGGUCAGACAGUGCGGAGGGUCCGAGUGCAGCUGGACUGGGACAGAGGAAAACUCUCAUUCUCUGAUCCUCUCACUAAAACACACUUACACACUUUUACACACACAUUCACUGAGAGAGUGUUUCCACUGUUCGGUACCCUUAAUAUCAGCCCUGUGAAAAUGUCAGCAGUGCAGUUUAGUGUAUCAGUGAAUCAGCUCAGUUAGAGCUCAUUCAGUCUUUGUGUGGAUCAGCACUGAAACACUGAUUAAUACUGAAAUGAUCUGCAGUUAUAAGAGCUGUUCAGUCACUGCAGCUCAGAUUACCUGACAAUCUUACUGAGCUGCUUAAACACAUGUUUGGAGAUGGUAAUGAAGGUGUAACAUUCAGAGACAUUUAUGGAUUAUUCUACCAAACUGAUUUAAACACACAGCUGAAAACACAUUUAACUGACUUGAACUUUAGACUAAAAUCUUUUUCCUUUUAGUGACCCUGUAGCUUAAUCAUGUUUAUUUUAUUA
Messenger RNA from Colossoma macropomum (tambaqui), 1860 nucleotides. Its product is annotated as nuclear factor 7, brain-like. Gene Ontology annotation, molecular function: zinc ion binding; protein binding. The record is from RefSeq and is a predicted model, not a curated record. NCBI's taxonomy places the organism in Eukaryota, Metazoa, Chordata, Actinopteri, Characiformes, Serrasalmidae. Bases 158 to 1567 code for a protein of 469 amino acids. The transcript has 6 exons.